CUAGAGAUCGCGAUUACGGUAAUUGGACGAUUCAGGUGGAGCAAAUUACGGUGAAACAUCGUACUCGUUGGCAUUAUACAAAUUCUGAUUUACUAUUUCGCUAG
Molecule: messenger RNA, 104 nt
Organism: Cercopithifilaria johnstoni
Lineage: Eukaryota; Metazoa; Nematoda; Chromadorea; Rhabditida; Onchocercidae
Source: the annotation of a GenBank genome assembly